Messenger RNA from Balearica regulorum gibbericeps (East African grey crowned-crane), 2745 nucleotides. Lineage: Eukaryota; Metazoa; Chordata; Aves; Gruiformes; Gruidae. The record is from RefSeq and is a predicted model, not a curated record.
AUGGGACACCCAGGCAUGCCGCAUUAUCCUCCCAUGGGAAUGCACCCGAUGGGUCAGAGGCCACCAAAUAUGCCACCAGUUCCACACGGUAUGAUGCCUCAGAUGAUGCCCCCCAUGGGAGGACCACCAAUGGGGCAGAUGCCUGGAAUGAUGCAGUCAGUAAUGCCUGGAAUGAUGAUGUCUCACAUGUCUCAAGCUGCUAUGCAGCCUACAGUUCCGCCAGGGGUGAACAGUAUGGAUGCGCAAGUAGGUGUAACACCUCCUGGAACUCAGACAACACAUCCUGUAGUUUGCGCAGCCCAGCAAACCACCACAUCCAACAGUUCUGUUAACGAAGAGCACUCUAAACAGAAAUCUACAUGGACAGAACACAAAUCACCUGAUGGAAGAACAUAUUACUAUAAUACUGAAACAAAGCAGUCUACAUGGGAGAAGCCAGAUGAUCUCAAAACACCUGCUGAGCAAUUGUUGUCUAAAUGUCCCUGGAAAGAGUAUAAAUCUGAUUCUGGAAAGCCCUACUAUUAUAAUUCCCAAACAAAGGAAUCGCGCUGGGCGAAACCCAAAGAGCUUGAGGAUCUUGAAGCAAUGAUUAAAGCUGAAGAAAACAGCACAAAGCCCGAAGAAUCAACUCCAACGACAUCUGCUCCAGCUGCUGCAGCGGAAGCAACAAACACAACCACCACAGCCACGACUGCUGCCGAAUCUGCCGCGGCUGUUACUACCACCACUGCUACUUCUGCAGCAACAGCGGCCCCUGAAGCAGAAACUGCUACAGCUUCUUCCGUGGUAGAAAAUGAGAGUACUGGCACGGCUGCAGCUGAGGAACAGGGACAAGCAACUUCUGCACCUGCUGCGCAGGAACAGAGUGCAGAAACUGCAGCUAACGCGGCAGAUGACUCUUCCAAGCAGGAUGCCUCAGCAGAUGCUGCUUUGAAGAAAGAGGAUGACGAUUCCCAACCAGUUAAAAAAACCUAUACAUGGAAUACAAAGGAAGAAGCAAAGCAAGCUUUUAAAGAACUGUUGAAAGAAAAGCGAGUCCCAUCCAAUGCUUCUUGGGAGCAAGCUAUGAAAAUGAUCAUUAAUGAUCCUAGAUACAGCGCUUUGGCAAAAUUAAGUGAAAAAAAGCAAGCCUUUAAUGCUUACAAAGUUCAAACAGAGAAAGAAGAGAAAGAAGAAGCAAGAUCAAAAUACAAAGAAGCUAAAGAAUCUUUCCAGCGUUUUCUUGAAAACCAUGAAAAGAUGACAUCCACAACAAGAUACAAAAAAGCUGAACAAAUGUUUGGGGAGAUGGAAGUCUGGAAUGCGAUAUCUGAGCGUGAUCGUCUUGAAAUUUAUGAAGAUGUCUUGUUUUUUCUGUCUAAGAAAGAGAAGGAACAAGCCAAACAGUUACGAAAGAGGAAUUGGGAAGCUUUGAAGAACAUACUAGAUAACAUGGCUAAUGUCACUUACUGUACUACUUGGUCGGAGGCUCAGCAGUAUCUGAUGGACAAUCCUACAUUUGCAGAAGAUGAGGAACUUCAGAACAUGGAUAAGGAGGACGCACUGAUUUGUUUUGAGGAACAUAUCAGGGCAUUGGAAAAAGAGGAGGAAGAAGAAAAACAGAAAAGUUUACUUAGAGAAAGAAGGCGGCAGCGUAAAAAUAGAGAAUCUUUUCAGCUAUUUUUAGAUGAACUGCAUGAGCAUGGACAAUUACAUUCGAUGUCCUCUUGGAUGGAGUUGUACCCAGCCAUAAGCUCUGACAUGAGAUUCACAAAUAUGCUUGGUCAGCCUGGAUCAACAGCACUUGAUCUUUUCAAGUUCUAUGUUGAAGACUUGAAAGCACGUUACCAUGAUGAAAAGAAGAUAAUAAAAGAUAUCUUAAAGGAUAAAGGAUUUGUGGUCGAAGUGAAUACUUCUUUUGAAGAUUUUGUUACGGUCAUCAGUUCAACUAAAAGAGCUACUACUUUAGAUGCAGGAAAUAUCAAGCUGGCUUUCAACAGCCUGCUAGAAAAGGCAGAAGCCCGUGAAAGAGAAAGGGAAAAAGAGGAGGCUCGCAAAAUGAAGCGGAAAGAGUCUGCCUUCAAGAGUAUGUUGAAGCAAGCGACUCCUCCGAUUGAAUUGGACGCUGUCUGGGAAGAUAUCAGAGAUAGAUUUGUAAAGGAGCCAGCAUUUGAAGACAUCACUCUGGAGUCUGAAAGAAAAAGAAUAUUUAAAGAUUUCAUUCAUAUACUAGAGCACGAGUGUCAGCAUCAUCAUUCAAAGAACAAGAAACACUCGAAAAAAUCUAAAAAACACCACAGGAAACGAUCACGUUCUCGUUCGGGCUCGGAGUCUGAAGAUGACGAUAGCCAUUCAAAGAAGAAGAGGCAGCGUUCAGAAUCGAGAUCAGUUUCUGAGCGUUCUUCCAGUGCAGAAUCUGAGAGAAGUUACAAGAAGUCAAAAAAACACAAGAAAAAGAGCAAGAAGAGACGACACAAGUCUGAUUCACCAGAAUCAGAUGUUGAACGAGAAAAGGACAAAAAAGAAAGAGAGAGAGAGAGUGAAAAGGAUAGAGCUAGACAAAGAUCUGAAUCAAAACAUAAAUCUCCUACUAAAAAACGACCUGGAAAAGAUUCUGGGAACUGGGAUACUUCUGGCAGUGAGCUGAGUGAAGGGGAGUUGGAAAAACAGAGGAGGACUCUUUUGGAACAACUGGAUGAAGAUCAAUGAGAACAUUAUUUAUACCAAAUAUGUUUACAUUGUGGCAUAAUAAAAGAAACCGAUGUC